Messenger RNA from Colletotrichum acutatum, 916 nucleotides. RefSeq lists its product as uncharacterized. Bases 185 to 916 code for a protein of 243 amino acids. The record is from RefSeq and is a predicted model, not a curated record. The transcript has 4 exons. Gene Ontology annotation, molecular function: oxidoreductase activity. NCBI's taxonomy places the organism in Eukaryota, Fungi, Ascomycota, Sordariomycetes, Glomerellales, Glomerellaceae.
AGAAACGAUUUCCGCUCGGAAACCUGCCUACGGGGUAUGGCUGUCAUUAUGCCGCAGACGGGUACCUCUACUUAAUUAGAGGCACAAAGGGGGGCGUUCAGCAUACUUGUUCAUAGAGACCAGCUUCUCACAAUCGUAUCCUGGCACACGUUUACUUCACGCAAACACUAAAUCCGACUACACCAUGUCUUCAUUCCAAGGCAAAGUUGUUGCUAUCACCGGCGCCGGCUCCGGCAUGGGCCUGUCGACGGCCCAGCUCCUAGCCUCCCGCGGUGCUAAGCUGUCAUUGGCGGAUAUCAACGAGGACUCUCUCAAGGAGGCAAUCUCGUCUCUUGAAGAUAGUGCAAGCCAUAUGUACGAAGUUGUUGACGUAAGGAAAGGUGAUGUCGUCAAUGCUUGGAUCCAAAAUACCGUAAAGAAGUUUGGCAAGCUAGACGGUGCUGUCAACAUGGCUGGCGUCAUUACCCACGCCACGCCUGUUGCAGAGCUUACAGACAAGGAUUGGGAUUUCGUCUUUGAAGUCAAUGCCAAAGGUGUCUUCAAUUGUCUAAGGUCACAACUAGGAGUGAUGUCUGACGGAGGCAGCAUCGUAUCUGCGGCGAGUGUCUUCGGUCAGUUUGGAGCUCCUGGCAAUGCUGCAUACUGUGCUAGCAAGGCAGCGGUAAUUGGCGUGUCAAGAACAGCAGCCAAGGAAAACCAAAACAUUCGCGUGAAUUGCGUGUCACCUGGCUCUGUCAACACGCCCUUGUCUCGUGGAGAAAAUCCCGAAGAUGUGAAGCGCGGUCUACAAGUAACUGCGCAGAAGAGAAGAGCAGAGCCUAUCGAGAUAGCUCGCGUUAUUGCGUUUCUUCUUAGUGACGAGGCCUCUUUUGUCACAGGGGCUGUUUACAACGUUGAUGGCGGUUGGGUAUGCUAA